Mesorhabditis spiculigera is the source of this 1191-nucleotide messenger RNA. The record is from the annotation of a GenBank genome assembly. NCBI's taxonomy places the organism in Eukaryota, Metazoa, Nematoda, Chromadorea, Rhabditida, Rhabditidae.
AUGCUCCACGAGAGAAAAGGAUACCUGCAACUGCGGUUGAAAAGGCUGGCGAAGCGCACGAUCUCGUGUCUGAGUCCCUGCUGCUUUAAUUCCUGGGAUGUGUGCCGGACCGGCGGGGAGUAUGUCUGGGACAACUUCCGGCGUCUCAGCGACCACAUGAGCCAGUACAGCUGCUGGUCGGGCACCCACCUGGCCGUGUUAUUAAUUUUUUCGCUAUUUGUUAUCACGCUUUACAAGGUGCAAUACAAAACGGGUAUCGAGGUAUUCUCCUUUUUUCCUAUCGACGACAGCGGUUUUGAGAAUUACAACGAGGAGAUGCUGGAAUAUGUUGACGUGUCGAAACAAGCCGCUCGGCAGCCGGACAGCGGUUUUCUCUUCUGCUGGGUGAUGACAGCGCCGGUGCAUCAUCGGACCAGGGUAAAAGCCGUAAAUACGACUUGGCUGCCGAAUUGCGACGCUGGUCAUUUUUACACGACCAAUGGGCAUCAAUUAUCGCAAAAAAUUCCUUUCCACACAAUUUUCAACGGCUUGCCGGACAGCUAUUUCAAGCUGUUCUGGAAAACUCGACUCGCCCUCCUCUACACUUACAAAUAUGUAUCCAGAGAUUUUGACUGGUACUUCAAAGGUGACGACGACACAUAUGUGGUGGUCGACAAUUUGCGGAAGUAUCUCAAGAAUUUCGACCCCGAUCAACCGUACUACAUUGGGUACCGGUUGCGGAGAAGGAUGCCCGACAAUGGCUACAACGCGGGCGGGUCUGGCUACGCGUUGAGCCGGGCGGCGAUGAAGAUCUUUGCCGAAGAGCUGUUCCCAUCUCGAGAAUUGUGUCCCUAUCACGAAUGGGAGGACUUGGCUAUUGCGAGAUGCCUAGCCGCCAAAAAAAUCCAUCCGCUCGAUACGCGAGACGAGCUGGGGCGUCAGCGCUUCUUGGCGUGGCGUCCUGAAGAGCACUUCAACGGCGACCUAACUCGGAGCUUCAUCUACGAUAAAGUUGAGCAUAAGGGUUUCGAAAUCUACCACGAGAAUCUGAUCAGUCUCCAUCACCUCCGGCCCGACGAGAUGCGGCUGAUUCAUGGAAUUCUCUAUGGUGUAUCCCAUGGGUUGACCCCCGGUGCACACGGAUCUCACGGCAACAACGGCAGCGCGGUGGAGACGUCAUUAGGCCCCCCGAAUUCCUCUAUCACCAUGAAA